AUGGCCAAUGGCGACUCCAACAACACGAGGGCAGGCACCAUGAAAGCAGGCGGUGCAGCAGAAGACUCCAGCCUCCCGCCUCCCACCUUCCCUCGCUCUAUGAAGCGGUACUUUUCGUCCUUUACCCGGCCCAAGUCCACCAGCAGCUCAAGGAGGGCCUCUCAGCUAUCCGACUCCGGCUUCUCGACUCUCAGCUCAUCCUCGGCGCCCCCUACCUACGAGGACACGCAAGCGGCAACCGCCAGGCUGAUCGCGGUCUGGGACGCCGACGACUACAUCAGGGCCUUCGUCGACGAGCACUGGUCCAACCACGCGGAACACAUCGAGGUCGACUGCAACAUCACCCUCGACGAGUUACGCACCCUCGGCAGGCUCCCGCCAGCUGAGGGGUCACGCGCCUGCCGCCCGCUGAUCCGCGCGCCUGUCAUCCACGAGGAGGUCGCCCUGUCGCUCUGGGAGCACCUCGCCGCGGAAGCACGGGGUCUUGACGCGGCGCCGGCGGAGGCCAGCAACCGAGAGGAGGCGAGCAGCAUGCCGACGACGUCCAUCCACUCCAAGUCCAGCAGAAGGGAAGUGGCGAAGAGGUUCCUCAAAAAGGGGACGACAAAAAAAUCAAGCCGUCGGCAACCGCAGGCGCAGGAGAGCAACACAUACGCCAACUUGACCUGCCCCUUUUGCUCCGGCCGCUGCCUCGUCAGCUCUGCCGCCCAGGCCGCCCACACACUAACCCAGCCGCCGCCGCACCAACAAGAAGAAGACUGGGAGGAGGGCUUUUGGCAGCGCGAGGAGCCACCAAGGUACCGCCGGUACGCGCAUUUCUCUGAGCCUCCGGCACAGGAGCAUAUGCGGCACUCGCGCCCCUCUGCUGGCAGUGGUGGUGCAGCCCGGCCCUCCAACACACCAGAAGCGGAGAACGGCGGCAGCAGGAAGAAGCGAGAAUGGCUGAAGAAAAAGACAGGGAGAGUGUCGGAGCCAUUCCGACUGGUCGCGCUGGUAAUACCGCAACCUUAUGUGUUUAUCGGUGCUAGUUGA
Parathielavia appendiculata is the source of this 1032-nucleotide messenger RNA. RefSeq lists its product as uncharacterized. The record is from RefSeq and is a predicted model, not a curated record. The coding region runs from base 1 to 1032 and encodes 343 amino acids. The transcript has a single exon. Lineage: Eukaryota; Fungi; Ascomycota; Sordariomycetes; Sordariales; Chaetomiaceae.